This is a messenger RNA of Raphanus sativus (radish), 1392 nucleotides long. RefSeq lists its product as uncharacterized. The record is from RefSeq and is a predicted model, not a curated record. Gene Ontology annotation, cellular component: cytoplasm; membrane. Lineage: Eukaryota; Viridiplantae; Streptophyta; Magnoliopsida; Brassicales; Brassicaceae. The coding region runs from base 101 to 1189 and encodes 362 amino acids. The transcript has 6 exons.
AAAGAUAAGCGUCCGUUUAAAAACUCCACAACUCGGAGAAACUGAGCGAGUCUGACUCAGAGUUACCACCGAGUCAACUCGCUUCUUCUCCUUCUCCGCCAUGGCUGCUUCUUCACUCCACACCUCAAUCUCUCCGCGUAGCUUCAUCCCUCUCUCGAAACCUUCUCAGAAACUCCACCGCUCCCAAGUCUUCCUCAGAAACAAACAGAGAAGCUGCGUCUCUUGCGCGUUGGUCCAUGACGAAACCGAUGUGGUUCCAGUGCAGAGCAGCGAUCGUACGGACCACGAGGAAGGCUCCUCCGUGGUGAUGAGCAACGAGACGGAGAGAGAUGUGAACGAACCGUUGGUUGUUGGGUUUGGUGCUGAACAGCUUUCCUUUGAAGGGUUCCCUUCUUCUGCAGCAGCAGCUGACAUGGGAGACGACAAGAGUAGAGAGAGUGAAGAGAUGGAGAAGAUGAUCGAUAGGAGCAUCAACGCCACGAUCGUUCUUGCUGCUGGUACUUACGCCAUCACCAAACUGCUCACCAUCGAUCAUGAUUAUUGGCAUGGAUGGACACUGUUUGAGAUACUAAGAUACGCUCCUCAACAUAACUGGCUUGCUUACGAGGAAGCCUUAAAGAGAAACCCUGUUCUUGCCAAAAUGGUCAUAAGUGGAGUUGUGUAUUCUGUAGGAGAUUGGAUAGCUCAGUGUUAUGAAGGCAAACCUUUGUUUGAGAUUGAUAGAGCAAGAACGUUGAGAUCAGGGCUAGUGGGGUUCACUCUCCAUGGCUCUUUGUCUCAUUUCUAUUACCAGUUCUGCGAGGAGCUUUUCCCUUUUCAAGAUUGGUGGGUGGUUCCUGCUAAAGUGGCUUUUGAUCAAACCGUGUGGUCUGCUAUAUGGAACAGUAUUUACUUCACGGUUCUUGGGUUUCUUCGUCUUGAAUCGCCUCUCAGCAUCUUCAAAGAGUUGAAAGCUACGUUCUUGCCUAUGCUAACAGCAGGGUGGAAGCUUUGGCCGUUUGCUCAUUUGAUCACAUACGGUUUGGUUCCUGUAGAACAACGGCUACUCUGGGUUGAUUGUGUGGAACUUAUCUGGGUCACUAUACUUUCAACUUACUCAAACGAAAAAUCAGAAGCUAGAAUCUCGGAGUCUGUCAUUGAGACUUCUUCGAGUUCUACUACUACAUCCAUUGAUCCCUCCAAGGAAUGAGAAAGCAGCAUGCCAAGAUUGGGGUUUAUGGUCAUGGUAUUGUAUAUAUAUAUACACACAGAGUUAGCCCACAAUAGAGUGACCAGAGAUUUGAGAUUGUUACAAAAGAGGUGAAAAUAUUGAAAAUUUCAAAUGGAUGGUUCUCUCCAUGUGUAAGAAAGUUAACCAGUAUCUUGAAUAUACCCAUAAAUAUCUUUAUUAAA